ACUACUAUGAUUUCUGUGUUCUUCCAUAUUAAUAAGACUCUAAAACGAAACAAAAAUGUGAUUCUAACAUAUGGCUCUUAUAAAUAUUUUAUUUUAAUUCUUCUGUAUAACAAACAACUUUAAAUAUAUCUGACUCUCUUAUAAACUUUCUAUCUUAAUUUUGUUGAUUAUACAUUAGGUUUCGAAACGAUUAGAGUUUUUUCCCUGAUGCACUUUGGAACACAGCCAAUGAAAAAAUAUAAUUAAAAGCAAUUUCUCUCUUAUUGGAUCAUUGGUCACGUUCCAAAGCGCAUUGAGAAAAAGAGUGUUUAAGCUGUUCUGAAACCUAUUGUAUAUUAUGCCCAAUAUGUCUCGUCCGGAUGGAAGCACUAUGUAGUAGUCCCCUGUUCACGUCCUGACAACAGUUUUCAAAAAACCGCCAAAGAAAAAAAAAGCCAGCGCAAGCGAUCCAGCGUCGCCUACGCCGCCGUGCGUCACGUGAGCACGCUGCGUCUUCAUUGUUUUCUGUUCGUUAGUCCAGACAACACGUUUGUGCCGGAACUUCUAUAGUGUACCGUUUUUUAGUUGUGGUUUGCUAGUUCUGUGAGCUAUGCCGAAACACAAAAAGAGCUCUUCAGUGAGACAUGCGAGAGAAGAUAAAUCUUCUCAUAGAUACCACUCUCGAAAAGGAAAAUCGCGUGUUCGUUCGCGUUCGAGAGAAACAUCGCGUAUCCGCUCUUCGGAUAGGAGAGUUGCGCCAAGAGAUGUUUCCUCUCGCCGAUCGGAAUCUCGAGAAAGCCUUAGAGAUAUCCUGGAGCGGAUUCAUAGGCUUAUUUCAGAUCGAGACGUCGGACAUAACCUACAACCGCAAAAUCAGCCUCAAGAGGUUAGGCGGAGGUUUUUUCGGACUCAGAAGAGUCUCAAGCGGCGAUUUCUGUGGCUACGCCACUUGCCUUAGAGCAAAGCUCUGAAGAACAGACGGUCGCACAGGCGGACCGGGGCUCUGUACCAGCUUCACUACCAGAUGUUGAGAUCGAAAACGAUGACCUUCAGCCUGCUAGUAGUGUGUUCUUUGCCGACCCACUUACUCAUGAGGUUCAGAAUCUUCAGGAUCCUGGCUCUGUACCAGAGGCGAUGGUCAGCGAUUUGUUUGGGAGUGCUGAACCACCUUCCACAUCUCCCAUCUGGAAUGCUACCGUUCUAAAUUCCAUCCAGAUGGAGUCCAGAAGUGGGCUAAAUGCCGACGUUCGUUCUAGCUUAUUGUCUAGGUACGAAAUAAAGGGAGAUCUUGCGACACUGGCGCCACCAAAGCUUAAUAAGGAACUCGUUCCUGCUCUAACUCCCUCCAUUAUUAAGAGGGAUGAGUAUCAGUUGCUCUUGCAAACACAACUGUGUGCCUGUCUUAAUGCUUUUGGCUCGGGCAUAUCUGUUUUAUUAAAACCGACUGUUUUGCAAAGCUUAGACGACGAAGCAAAGUCGGUUCUGAAGUUCUUCGCAGAAGGGAUUCACUUACUCUCCGACCUCCAGUAUCGCCUUUCACUGACCAGAAGAGCCUUCACUAAGCCUUCCUUGAACAUCCUCGGUAAGAAUGCAGCAGAGAUGGCUCCGAUUGACGAUUUUUUAUUUGGACAGAAUUUCGCGGAAACCCUUAAGGCAGCACAGGCUUGCGAAAGGACUGGCCGUGAAUUAUCAAGGUUAACAGCACCAAUAGGGAGAAGGACCUUACAACCCGUCCGUCAGCAGACAGCCUCACAGUCUAAUCCAUCCUACAAGUCCAAUCCACAGUCGGGAAACCGAAGAGCUCCUGUUCGACUAGUGUCGGCUCGCCAGGCAGGAGCUUCUCAGCGCAAGAGCCGUCCCCGCUCCCAGUCUCGGUCCCGAUUUCGGCGCAAUCACUGAGCAAUGUAAGAACCGCUGGUCGCCUAAACGAAUUUCUCGAGCAAUGGCUAGAGAUUACAACUGAUACUAUGGUAUUAGAUGCAAUUCAGGGUUAUCACAUCCCCUUUGUUUCUGGGCCUCCAGUGAGAGCUUUUUUGAGGGAGCCGAAAUUCUCAGAGUCCACUUCUCUUUAUUGUGAUACAGAAGUAGAACGUUUGCAGCUCAAAGGAGCUAUUGAGGCAGUAGAUCCAUGUAAAGAUCAAUUCUUAUCGCCAUUCUUUCUUGUAGAUAAAUCUUCGGGUGGUAAACGUUUUAUCUUAAACC
Molecule: messenger RNA, 2181 nt
Organism: Odontomachus brunneus
Lineage: Eukaryota; Metazoa; Arthropoda; Insecta; Hymenoptera; Formicidae
Exons: 2
Coding region: 1114-1878 (254 amino acids)
Source: RefSeq, a predicted model, not a curated record